Xenopus tropicalis (tropical clawed frog) is the source of this 4772-nucleotide messenger RNA. RefSeq names its product CCAAT enhancer binding protein beta (gene cebpb). NCBI's taxonomy places the organism in Eukaryota, Metazoa, Chordata, Amphibia, Anura, Pipidae. Gene Ontology annotation, cellular component: nucleus. Gene Ontology annotation, biological process: regulation of DNA-templated transcription; DNA-templated transcription. The record is from RefSeq and is marked provisional. Gene Ontology annotation, molecular function: DNA-binding transcription factor activity; sequence-specific DNA binding.
GAGAGUUUGAGGCAGCGAUAGAGCCGAAUCUUCCCGGGGGUCACCCUUCUCUUCUGCUUUCAUGCACCGCCUGCUCCAGUGGGACCCGGCAGCAGUAUGUCUCCCACCUCCGCCCGGCGUUAGAUCCAUGGACUACUACGAUUCCGACUGCCUGGCCGGCUUUGUAGGCAAGGUCCCCCGGCGAGUGCCUAGGGGCUGUCCCGGACCUGACAGUUCUAUCGGGGAACACGAAAGAGCCAUAGACUUCAGCCCGUACCUGGAGCCCCCAGCCGGGGCAUUGGGAGGAGGGAGCCCUUCGGCUGCGCCUCCUGGAGACUUUCUGUCCGAUCUGCUGGGCGCGGACGAAUACAAGUGUGGGCGCAAGGGGGCGCUAGAGUACAGUCCGGGCGGGAGAGGGCUGGCGGGGUACCCGCAGCUGGGGGAGACCAAGGUGGAGCCCGUAUUCGAGUCUCUGGAACCCUACAAGGGCCCCGGCCGGGAGGAGAACGCCAUGCAGUCACCGUACAGUGUCCGCGCCUAUCUGGGCUACCAGACGGUACCGAGCGGCAGCAGCGGAAACAUCUCCAGCGCCUCCUCCUCCUCCAGUCCCCCGGGCACCCCCAACCCCUUGGAAAACAAGAGCGGGGGCCCGUCUGGGGCGACGGGGGGAGGCUACGGGAAGAGCGGAUCGAGCAAAGGGAAGAAGUCGCUUGACAAGCACAGCGAUGAGUACAAGAUACGCCGGGAGCGCAAUAAUAUCGCCGUGCGGAAAAGCCGCGACAAAGCGAAAAUACGCAACAUGGAGACGCAGCACAAAGUGCUGGAGCUGAGCGCGGAGAACGAGCGGCUGCAGAAGCGGGUGGAGCAGCUUUCCCGGGAGCUCAGCACCCUCCGGAACUUGUUCAAACAGCUGCCCGAGCCCCUACUGGCCGCUACCGGCCGCUGCUAGGCCUAAGGGUGGCACCCCCUGACUUGCCCGCACCCGGGGCGCUGUGCCACCCAUGGACUUGUCUGGGCCAAAACAUGGGUACGGAACAAACUUCCCAAAUACUGCACUAGGGACAAUAAUAAUAAUAAUCAGCCUGCACUUGGGGUCAGUGUGCUCUCAAAGCCCAAACAUUGGACUGGGAUUAUCAGUUGAGCUGUGCCACAAUCAGCACUGGCGGACUCCCCCCCCCCCCCCCCCCAAUUCUGUAUUUACCCAAAACCUUUGCUCCUGAAUUCUGCACAGGCAAAUAACUGGGGGCUGUUGUCUUUACCCACAGCCACAAAUCCCAAGGGGGACUUCAGCUAAAUCUGUACCAGGCACUCAAAUGAUGCACCCCAAGGUUAGCUUCAGCUAAACGCCUAUGGCACCCCUAUUCUGGACUGUGAGUAUUCCUUCCUGACCUGCAACCAACAGGCCUGCACACCCAGAUCUGCUAAAGGGAUAGAACAUCCUUGCAGCAUCUGACACCAUGUUGUUCUGUUGAAGGAAUCCGAGGUGUACCCUGCUCCUGGUUUUGCUGGCACCCCACCCCAACCUUUAACCAUGCAUCCUUCAAAUCUGCGUAAGGGGUUCUCUCUGAAACAACAUACCCUGGGAGACCCCCAGUACUUAGUUCCCAGUCUGAACUCUGUCGCUUCACCACCUCACUAUCUGUUUUGAGUUUUGCACCACCCAAUCGCGGUGCUCUUCCACAGCCGCCAACCCCCUAAAACAAUAUCUACACCACAGCGAAUGUAGCGAUAACUCUAAAACUGCAUCACCAAGUGUGCCAAAUGCACCCCUGCAGAUACAUUAGAUCGGUACUGGCAGGGCAGUGGAGGGCUAAAGCUGCACUGGGGGUACUUCAGACACCGUUGCCCCCCCCCCCUUUUUUUUUUUGUGGAAACCAGCACUUCAAGCCUGCUUCAAAGAGCCUCACCUGGGUGCAGAUCACCCGUAUCACUGGUACAGCCCCAAAACGCCUGCCUUCUGUGCGAUUAAGGAAGAGCAUCCAUCUACAACCCACACCCACCCAACUUAUUUCUUUGCUAAUAACCAUUUGAUUCAGGCCAGAAUUAUGAAUUGGGAUUUUUUUUUUUUUUUAACUUUCAUCCAAAAUCUGCAAGGAGGGGGCACCCCCCAAGUUUUUAUCAACAGCAAUUUCCCUAAACUCUGCAGCCACUACCCCUAGCUUGCAGGCUGAUGCAAUAUGGACCCUGUACUUUGACUGUGGUCAUUUCCUUAUGGGGUUAAGUAGAGCGAACAUUUAUGUUUAUAUGAUUGCAGUUAUUUUUUAUUGUUUAUAAAUGGCUGUAUGGUUUACACAGUUUUGUUUGCUAUUAAUACCGGCAAGUCCCUGUACUGUAGAGCUUGCAAUCUUGACAACUGAGGCACAGGGCCACGAGAAGCAGGGAACAGGAAUCGAACCCGGGCACCCCCUUUGUAUCAGUGCACUUUUACAGCCAAGUCUGAACCACUGCAGCAUUAACAUAUACAGGAGGCGAGAGGCCCGGGGUGACUGGUACAGGAAUCCUAAACUUGCUACCUGGUGAACUGUAACUCCUAAUAUCACAAGGGAACCUGGGAAUUGUAGUCUAUAUAGAAAUGGAUAGUGAAUGGUUAAAUAUUCCUGCCUUGGCUUUAAGGCUUGUAUGGGGGUAUAGUUGCUCAUACUGGUAUGCUUUAAAACCUACAUACCUCAGCUGCAGCAGAACCUCAGCGUGUCACUAUUAUCAGUGAACUGAGUCUCAAUGGGUUCUGCUAUGGCAGCUCUUCUUAUUGCUGAUCAGGCCUUAAUCAUAGAUCUUGGUCUUUUUAACCUUUUUAGUGCCACAGAUUAGCACAAUUGCUGUGAUUUGAUAUUUUGGUAAAAUCACGUGGUUUGACUUUAAAUAGAAUGCCACCCUUGCCCUUCAUUGGUAUCUUGGCCAGCCUGCCCUGUAAGGUAUUGCGCACACAUAACUGGGGGAAAUGUUAAUGGUCUGUUGGGUGAUGCAUUCGUGCUAAAUGCACAGUCAGGAUCCUUUUAGCUUGUAAUAUACAUUGUUAUAACCCUGCUGUAGCCUAAGGCAGCACUCACCCCAAGAUUGACCCUUACUUACCUUCAGGCUGUAUCCUCCUAAAUCACAACAAGGUUACAGAUGUAUAGAAACAUUGGGGUAACAGUCACCCUGCUAUAGUUCCAGGGGUACCCAGGGCACAAAUAAGCACUCACCCCAAAUCUGCCCUUAACUGGCCUUCAGACUGGGCCCCCUUAGCCCAUAACAAGGUUACAGAUAUAUAGAAACAUUGGGGUAACAGUCACCCUGCUAUAGUUCCAGGGGUACCCAGGGCACAAAUAAGCACUCACCCCAAAUCCCCCCCUAACUGGCCUUCAGGCUGGGCCCCCUUAGCUCAUAACAAGGUUACAGAUAUAUAGAAACAUUGGGAUAACAGCCACCCUGCUAUAGUUACAGGGGUACCCAGGGCACAAAUAAGCACUCACCCCAAAUCUUCCCCUAACUGGCCUUCAGGCUGGGCCCCCUUAGCUCAUAACAAGGUUACAGAUAUAUAGAAACAUUGGGGUAACAGUCACCCUGCUAUAGUUCCAGGGGUACCCAGGGCACAAAUAAGCACUCACCCUAACUGGCCUUCAGUCUGGGCCCCCUAAUGUGAAAAUAAAGUUAAAGAUUUUGUGAGCCCCCAUUUCCAUCUACCUAACGGCCCAAGAGGCAUUCUUGUGUUGCAGAGACAAAAUGUGGGCAAUGACUUGGCACUUUGGAGAAAAUACUAUUAUAUUAUAAAUAUAUACUUCUGUCACAGGAUUGCUGGUACAGGGAGUUACACAUGCAAUACUUGUACUUUAUUGAGAAUAUUCCUAAGGGUCUGGCUGUGAGUAUCUGUGCCAUGCCUAUAAUAUACGCCCUAUUUUUAAAAAAAAUUGUAUUCAAAAGAGAGAGAGAUAUAUAUAUAUAUAUAUAUAUAUAAAUAUAUUUAUUGAAAAUUUGUAUCAGAGAGCACAUCUAUCAGUUUGUUUAUAGAGGAAGAAGAAAUGUAUCUGAGCUGGACCAGCUUUAGAUACUUUGCACCUUUUCCUACUGCAGUUGGAUGAACCCAGUUCCCUUCUGGUGAUUUAGAUCUUUACAAAUCCCGACCUUCGUUUUUCUGUUUUUUUUCUUUUCUAGAACAGAGGUUUUAAAAAUAAGUGUUAUUUAAAGUAAAGAGAACAAUCUUUUCUAUGCCUGGUGAUGCAAUAAGGUUAAACAUGGCUGCAACCAACCUCUGAACACAUGAUGCAAUCCUGUGUAAUCCAGCCAUAAACUGUGUAAUCUGUUAAGAUGUUUUAUGUUUUUUUUAUAUUAUAUAAAAAUCUAUUUCUAUAUGGGAUGCAUUUGUAUAUUUUGGGUUGCGUUGAAUAAUUUUGUAAUAUGGUUUCUGCCUAUGGGGUGGGAUACUUUCUGGCAGAACAUUUUUGAAUGUUUUAAUUUAGAAUUGAACCAUUGUCCUUUAUUGGUCACUUGCCAGUUAAUUUCUUUAUAUCCGAUCCUUUGUAUUUUCAGUAAGCCCCUUGAUAUUUUCAAAAUAAUAGUCAUCUGCUACGGUACCUGAACUGCAACACCCAGAAUUCUCUUCCAGCUGUGGGAAUUGUGGGAGAUGUAGAUUUAGAGGUGUGGGUGGCAGAGCCUUGCACUGUCUGACUAUUCUCACUGAGUUGUAACUUCAAGCAAAAAACAAAAUAUUCCUACAAAUAACUUUUUUUUUACUUUUUGAAUUAAAAAAAAAAGUGCAUUAAAAUCUAAGACUGUUAUGGAAACCACUUGCUAAAAUAAAGUCUAUUUUCACUAUU